Cygnus olor (mute swan) is the source of this 1368-nucleotide messenger RNA. Its product is annotated as class I histocompatibility antigen, F10 alpha chain-like. The transcript has 8 exons. The coding region runs from base 82 to 1179 and encodes 365 amino acids. The record is from RefSeq and is a predicted model, not a curated record. Gene Ontology annotation, cellular component: external side of plasma membrane. NCBI's taxonomy places the organism in Eukaryota, Metazoa, Chordata, Aves, Anseriformes, Anatidae. Gene Ontology annotation, biological process: immune response.
GCCGCCAAUCGCGUCGCGGGGCGGGGCCGGAGCCGUCGGAUACCUUCGAGCUCCGGAGGCGGCUCGGGACAGAGCGGGACCAUGGGGCCGGGGCGGGUGGGGGGCCUGGAGCUGGGCCUGGGGCUGGGCCUGGGGCUGGGCCUGCUGCUGCUGGGGGUCCUGGGCGGAGCAGCGAGCGGGCCCCACUCCCUGCGCUAUUUCUACACUGGGGUGUCGGACCCGGGCCCGGGGCUGCCGCAGUUUGUGACCGUGGGGUACGUGGACGGGGAGGUCUUCGUGUACUACGACAGCGAGACCCAGAGGAAGGAGCCCCGGGUGGACUGGAUUGCGGCCAACACGGAUCAGCAGUACUGGGACAGGGAGACUGAGAUCUCACGGAGUAAUGAGCAGAUUUUCCGCGUGGACCUGGACAUGCUGCGGGAGCGCUACAACCAGAGCAGGGGGUCUCACACAGUGCAGCGCAUGUUUGGCUGUGACCUCCUUGAGGAUGGUAGUAUUAGGGGGUUUGACCAGUAUGGCUAUGAAGGAAGAGACUUCAUUGCCUUGGACAAGGACACGCUGACGUUCACUGCAGCGGACGCUGGGGCACAAGUCACCAAGAGGAAGUGGGAGGAGGAAGGGAUUUAUGCUGGGCAGAUGAAGCAGUACCUGGAGAACACCUGCAUUGAGUGGCUGAGGAAAUAUGUGAGCUAUGGGAAGGACAUGCUGGAGAGGAGAGAACGUCCCGAGGUCCGAGUGUCGGGGAUGGAGGCCAACAAGAUCCUGACCUUGUCCUGCCGCGCUCACGGCUUCUACCCACGGCCCAUCUCCAUCAGCUGGCUGAAGGACGGCGUGGUCCAGGAGCAGGAGACCCAGAGGGGGAGCACCGUGCCCAACAGUGACGGCACCUACCAUAUCUGGGCCACCAUUGAUGCCCUGCCGGGGGACAGCGACAAGUACCAGUGCCGCGUGGAGCACGCCAGCCUGCCCCAGGCUGGCCUCUUCUCGUGGGAGCCACAGUCCAACCUGAUCCCCAUCGUGGCGGGGGUGGCUGUCGCUGUCGUGGCUGUCAUUGCUCUCCUGGCCGGAUUCGCUGUCUGGAAGAGCAAGCAGGGGAGGAAGGAGAAGGGCUACAACGUGGCACCAGGCAGUGACGGGGUAUCCAACAGCUCGAAUGCAGGGAGCAACCCCAGUGUCUAACUGCUCUCCUUCAUCCUGCGAGGGACCAGCUGGCCCCAUGUGCACUUUGUGCUGCAGCUCGAUGUGGCCCCAUUCCCCCAACCUCUCGCAUCUCCUAUCUGCUACCACAAGAGCAAUGCCACAGCAUAAUUGCAUCUGCACGCCUUCAAACAAAAUAAACAGCCCAAUGAUUUGGUGCUUUGCCACAAA